AUGGUUGCCAUCAUUGGAACAGCACUACAUUGGUCAGAUAUACUAGUUUUAUUACUCUAUUUUUUGCUCAUUGUCGGCUUUGGAAUUUGGAGUUCAUGCAAGAAUCGUGGCAGUGUCGGUGGAUAUUUUCUUGCUGGUCGUACAAUGAAUUUUAUACUAGUGGGCACGUCCUUAUUUGCAUCGAACAUCGGCAGUGGUCAUUUCAUCGGUCUUAGUGGAUCUGGUGCUUCAAGUGGUAUUGCUGUUGCCGAUUUUGAAAUAGGCGCGGUUCAUUGGUUGAUGGUACUUGGUUGGUUAUUUGUUCCAGUUUAUAUGAAAGCAGAGGUAUUCACGAUGCCACAAUAUAUAAAAAUGCGUUACGGUGGUGAACGUAUUCGAGUUUAUUUAACAUGUCUUGCAUUAAUGUUAUCCAUCUUUACAAAAAUAUCUGUUGAUCUCUAUUCCGGUGCUAUUUUCCUUCAACAAGCUUUAAAUUGGAAUUUGUAUGCCUCAGUUAUUGCUCUGAUUCUUCUCGCUGCAUUCUUCACUGUUGGUGGUGGUUUAACAGCAGUUAUUUGGACGGAUUUUAUACAAACAGUGAUUAUGGUUGUAUCAGCUUUUAUUCUGAUGAUUAUCAGUUUCGUCAGAGUUGGUGGUAUGCAACAAAUUCGCAAUCUGUUCCCGUAUGCACUUGCAUAUACAACAUUACAUAAUACUACUGAAUGUGGUGUACCGAAUGAAUAUUAUUUCUCAUUAAUUCGUCCAUUUGAUGCUGAUUUACCAUGGUUUGGGAUACUUUUUGGACACGGAGUUAUGUGUAUUUGGUAUUGGUGUAGCGAUCAAGUGAUUGUACAACGAGCAUUGGCAGCAAAAAAUCUUACACACGCAAGAGCAGGAUGUCUUGUUGCGGGAAUAUUGAAAUUGUUGCCGUUAUUUCUGAUAGUAUUUCCUGGAAUGAUUGCAAGAAUUCUCUUUCCAGAUGAAAUUGGUUGUGCUGAUCCCGAUGUGUGCUAUCAAGUUUGUCGUAGUCGAAACGGUUGUAGUGACAUUGCAUAUCCACUUCUUGUGCUUCGAUUAAUGCCCAAUGCAAUUCGUGGUUUAACACUAGCCUGUAUGAUUGCAGCUUUAAUGUCCUCCUUAACUUCGAUCUUUAAUUCGAGUUCGACUAUUUUCACAAUUGAUAUCUGGCAACGUUUUCGUCAAAAUGCACACGAUUGGGAAUUGAUGAUUGUUGGCAGAGUUUUCGUCAUGUUUCUUGUCGGAAUAUCGAUUCUUUGGAUUCCAGUUAUUCGAGCAGCACAAGGUGCAAGAUUAUUCGAUUAUAUUCAAGCUGUUUCAUCGUUUUUAGCACCUCCAGUUGCUGCUUGUUAUUUACUCGGGAUUUUAUGGAAACGAAUCAAUGAAGAAGUAAUUUAUUUAGAUCUUCUGACAAAGCCUAUUCCAGAAAAAUAUAUAUCUGGUUUAACCAUUUUUGAUCUUGAUAAUCCAGAAAAAGCAAUUGAAAUUCCUACUCGACCUGGAUGCGAUUCCGUGGGAAUUGUUUUUUAUUUAAAAACCGCCUUUGUUUGGAUUUGUGGUUUGGAAAAACCUGAUAAACUCGAUGGUCAAUCAACCUGUUCGGAUAGUCAUCCACAUGAUAAUACCAGUAAUCGACGAAAUAGCACUUCAAUUCGUGAGGAACAUGUUUCAUCAUGGCAUAAAGAAUGUUCCUAUGUCGCAAUUAUUAUGCUUGCUUUAUCUGCUUUUGUCUGGGCUUUUUUUACUGAUUAUCGAAUACGAUUAAAUUAG
Rotaria sp. Silwood1 is the source of this 1767-nucleotide messenger RNA. NCBI's taxonomy places the organism in Eukaryota, Metazoa, Rotifera, Eurotatoria, Philodinida, Philodinidae. The record is from the annotation of a GenBank genome assembly.